Messenger RNA from Culex quinquefasciatus (southern house mosquito), 2181 nucleotides. RefSeq lists its product as uncharacterized. NCBI's taxonomy places the organism in Eukaryota, Metazoa, Arthropoda, Insecta, Diptera, Culicidae. The coding region runs from base 1 to 2181 and encodes 726 amino acids. The record is from RefSeq and is a predicted model, not a curated record. The transcript has a single exon.
AUGGCCGAAAGCAUCGAUGCGUUGGACCAGUGCUGCCAGGCAGCCAAGGCAAAAGUGGGUCGUAUUCGGAAGGCGAUUUUGGAUGCAAAACAGGACCACAAAAAGUUUGCGUACAAUGCUCUCAAAUUGUAUGCGAAGCAAGUCGACGCGGCCUACGAUGAGUACAACAGCUUCACGAAUCGCAUCUACCUCGUCGAUCCAAAGAAGAAGCAAGAAUUUGAGACGAAGUUCAUCGACUUCGAGGAACUCUACGAGUUUGUCCGGAUCGCUCUGAGCGAGAUGAUGCAGCAGUACGAGGACGCCGAAAAGGCUGCGGCCGAGGUGGCUGCCUUUGAGAGGGAGAAACAACUGCUCGCGCUGAAAUUCCGCAACGAUACUGUCGCUGUUACUAACGUCCCAGCGAACCCUGUUCCGUACCAAAUUCCACCUUCGUUGCUGUUGCAGCAGACGCCUUUGCCGACCUUUGACGGUCGGUACGACCAGUGGCACAAGUUCAAAGCAAGGUUUUGCGACAUUGUGGAUCGGUGCACGACGGAUUCUCCAGCGACAAAACUCCAUUAUCUGGACAAGGCGUUGGUCGGAGAUGCACAGGGAGUGAUUGACGAGCAAACCCUCAACGACAAUAACUACGAGGGCGCCUGGAGAAUUCUAAUCGAGCGGUACGAGAACAUCCCAAUGGUGGUCCAUGGUCACGUCACGAAGCUUCUGAACCUGAAGCCGAUGGCUAGGGAGUCAUCGUUGGAACUACGGAGGCUGCUCGACGACUGCACGAAGCGUGUGGAAUCGCUAGAGUUCCACAAACUAAAGAUGGACAAGAUGGCUGAGGCCAUCGUGAUCACGCUGCUGACCUCGAAGCUGGACCCGAGUACCCGACGCAGCUGGGAGGCAUCGUGUGACUACGGAAAGCUGCCGGUGUUCAAGGACACGGUGGCAUUUUUGCGAAAGCACUCACACGUGUUGGAGCGGUGUGAGCAAAGCAGUACGGUGACAAAACCAAAAGUGGCGGCCCUGAGGACCCAGACUCCAACCGUCACAAGUAAGGCGCACUCGGUGACGGUCUCGAAGACGAAUGAAGGUUGUGCCGUGUGCGGAGCUACUCACUCGGUCGAAGCUUGUGGCGCAUUCAAAAAGCUGAUCGUCGAAGAACGAUACUCGAAGGCAAAGCAGUUUGGAUUGUGCUUCCUAUGCCUGAAUCGUGGCCAUCGCACAAACACUUGCAAGAAAACCGAUCUGUGCACAGCUUGCAAGAAGAAGCACCACGCGCUGCUGCAUCCUGACGAGAAGAAACUCGAUACGCCCGAAGCAGGACGGCGAUCGGCGGAGGAGCAGGAGACGAGUUCCAGUUGCCCGAAACCACCGCUGACGGCGGCGAAGUGUUCGAUCCCGAACGAACGAACGAAGAGUCUGCAGACGAAGCAGGUGUUGCUGGCGACGGCAGUUGUGUUGGCGUACGACUCCAGUGGCGCCGCGCACAAGUGUCGAGUGCUACUCGACUCCGGAGCGAUGGCGAACUUCAUGUCAACACGGAUGGCGGAACUGCUGCGACUGCGAAAGGAGAGUGCUAACGUCCCGAUAGACGGUGUGAACGGGAUGAAGACCGUAGUGAAGUACAAAGUGAGUGCUAAAGUGGUAUCCAGAACAACCAGUUUCGAGACGACGUUGGAGUACUUGAUUGUCCCCCGAGUGACCGGCGCUUUACCAGCGAUGAAGAUCGAUCCGAAGGGCUGGCAAAUUCCCGAGUCGAUGCUGCUGGCCGACCCCAAGUUCUACGAGCCAGCGCGGGUCGAUAUGCUCGUCGGCGCCGAGCUAUUUUUUGACGUGCUCCGAGAAGGUAAACUAAAACUGGCCCCCAAUCUACCUCUGCUUCAAGAAAGCCAACUUGGUUGGCUUGUCUCUGGACCUGUGGCCGAAACUGCGGAUAUCGGCACUGUGAAGGUGUGUCACGUUGGGGCACUGGACGAUCCUGAGGAGCAACUGACCGAACUGCUGCGGCGGUUCUGGACCAUCGACGAGCUCGGAGGUGACGUGUCACCUAAGCCUGAAGACACGUGUGAGUUGAACUUCCUGGAAACUCACCGCAGAACGAACGAUGGUCGCUACGUGGUGAAAUUGCCGUUCCGCGAGAACGUUGGGGAGCUCGGGAAUCUCGAGAGCAAGCGAUGCGGCGGUUCGUGGCGCUAG